Molecule: messenger RNA, 5090 nt
Organism: Tachysurus fulvidraco (yellow catfish)
Lineage: Eukaryota; Metazoa; Chordata; Actinopteri; Siluriformes; Bagridae
Gene: lrrfip1b
Product: leucine rich repeat (in FLII) interacting protein 1b
Exons: 19
Coding region: 529-2142 (537 amino acids)
Biological process (GO): regulation of transcription by RNA polymerase II
Molecular function (GO): DNA-binding transcription factor activity, RNA polymerase II-specific; RNA polymerase II cis-regulatory region sequence-specific DNA binding
Source: RefSeq, a predicted model, not a curated record
GAUUGGUUCCGAAUCCCGGAACGAGCAGAUCACCUCCUUCGGCUCUGAUGUCCUUCGGGCUUUUGGCGUGUCGUAAAAAUAAAUGCAAACUUUUUUUUUCAUUUGCAGUUUCUAGUUAUUUGUUUGCAUUUGGACGCCGUCGAACGGAUGCACGUUUACGUCGUGUUCCAGGACAUUUGCACGGUUGUGAUGUUAUAUUCUGAGCUGUCAUCAGUGUGUUGUCUGUUAUCGCAGUGGAUUAAGGAAUUGUCAUGAUCCUAUGUGAAUUUUCUGACACAACCGAGGCGUAGUUGAAGGAGCAACAAGCUCCUGUAGGAUCUGUACACGUGCUGUGGGGCUGCUAUGUGGGAUCCACUGGGAGAUCCGUCACUCUGUUGUCAUCGCAUGGGAACGGAUCCAGUUCAGCUGGACACUUCUGUUUAAAUAGAGAUCCAGUUGAUUACAUCCGACAGCGCGUUUUGUGUUUGUAUUCGCUGGACACUUGUUUGUUUAAUCUUUAGCUGGACGUGAUAUCAUAUCGUAGCAUCGAUGGGAACUCAGGUGACUGGGAGGAAAAGAAUCCCGAAUCGGGAGAAAGUGUCGGCGGAGGAUGAUGCUCUGAGCCAAAUAGCUCGAGAGGCGGAGGCAAGACUGGCGGCCAAGCGGGCGGCCCGGGCAGAAGCUCGAGAGAUCCGAUUAAAGGAACUGGAGAGGCAACAGAAAGAGAUUUAUCAGGCUCAAAGGAAAUAUUAUGGGCUGGACAGCAAAUGGGGCCAUAUUGAGCAGUGGAUGGAGGACAGCGAGCGUUACUCACGCCACUCACGGAGACACACGUCGAUCUCGGAUGACGAGGAGCGGAUGUCUGUUGGAAGUCGGGGCAGUUUGAGGCCUACGGACUAUGGGGGGGUUUUGGGCUCCGGUUCCAGAGCCUCGUCACGGGCCAGCUCAGCUCGUGCCAGCCCAGUGGUGGAAGAAAGGUCAGACUUCCAGGAAAAGGGAUCAAGGACAGCAUCUACUCUCUCUGCUGCAACUUUGGCCUCACUAGGUGGCGGCUUUUCUCGGAGAGGGAGCUGUGAUACCUCCAUAUCUGUUGACACAGAAGCCUCCAUGCGAGAGAUAAAGGACUCUCUGGCUGAAGCUGAGGAGAAAUACCGGAAGGCCAUGGUGUCCAAUGCUCAGCUGGAUAAUGAGAAGUCCAACUUGAUGUACCAGGUGGACACACUGCGAGACACGCUGAUGGAGCUGGAGGAGCUGCUAUACGAGGCACGCAGGGAGUGUGACGAGAAAACAAAGGAGUGUGAUCGAGAGCGGCAUGCUCACAAUGUCCUGCAGUUCCAGUUCAACGAAAUGAAAGAGACGUUAAAACAGAGUGAGGAAUUACUAAAGGAUGCACAACAGUUGCGCUCAAAGCAACAGAGCUAUAUUAGCGAGAUCACUGAUCUACAGGAAACUCUGGAAUGGAAGGAGAAAAAAAUGAGGGCCUUAGAGAGGCAGAAGGAAUAUUCAGACUUAAUCCAAGAUGAACGUGAUGCACUGAGGGAUGAGGUUUUCCGGCUCAGGGAUGCUCUUAAGAAACAUGGCAUAUCCCUUGGAUCUGAGGUGACAACAAAUGGCGAGACAGGGAUCAACAUGACUAAUGGACCUGAACGUGUGGAAUCGGCUCAAAACACACCAGCUAUGAGUGCCGACAGUAUUUUAGAGAUCAGACUGAGGAAGCUGGUUGAUGAGAGGGAGAGUUUGCUUGAACAGGUAAGAAAGCUGAAAGCAGUCGUGGAUCAAAAUCAGAGGAACGGCACCAAGGAAGCAGUAAGUCCACAUGAAGAUGGCCUUCAGAACAACCUAGACUCACAUAUCAUCGACUUGCAGAGAGACGCUAACAGGCAAAUCAGCGACUUUAAAUUUAAGCUGGUGAAGUCCGAGCAGGAGGUUGCAGCACUUGAACAAAAUAUCAUUCGUCUGGAGGGGCAGGUGACUCGCUACAAAACAGCCUCUGAAGCAUCUGAGAAAGUAGAGGACGAGCUGAAAGUGGAGAAACGUAAAUUGCAGCGAGAGCUGAGAUCUGCUCUGGACCGUAUCAGCGAAUUAGAGGCCAGUAAUUGCCACCUGUCCAAAAGAGUGGAGAAGAUGAAAGCCAACCGGAAUGCGAUGCUUGCCCAGCAGUGAUGGCUGCUAAGCUUCACUGACAAUCUGGAAACCUGCUUUUAUUGGCAUCAGUAGCAUCUGCACUUGUUAUCUGCAUAUCAAGUUCCACAUCAAACAGAAUUUGUCCCCACUACAUCACACACGACGCUGCAUUAAACAGUCUACGAACCAUGAGAAAAGGGAAAAUGAUAUACAAAUAAUACUGACAUCCUAGGAAUUGGACAUUUAUUUGGAGUCUAACUUUUGGCUAUGGUGAAGUGUCCCCAGUGUAUACCAGAGAGGUUGGAUCAUAAUGCAGUUUCCUGAGAUCAGUAUAUUAAAUUUUGGCGCCACCUACUGGAACAUGCACUUUAUCACCUAUGCGCCAUCUGGUGGUGUCGAGAAUUCAUUGUGAGGAAAGAACUGAUUUGGGUUAUCAUUGAGGAGAAUUACAGUUAUCUGGAUUAACUCUCUGUUCUGUUUAUUAUACACCAAGUAUUAUAUGCUGUUAGGGUUUUUUUUCCCACUUUCACUAGAAAGAAAACUGCCUGUUGUAUGAAGCAGUGCAUCGAACGUCACAGGGCUCCCCAGAGGGACAAAACCAAGUGUUUUUUUAUUGACCCUCUUUUAAAUUUAGAAACAUUUAAAAUUUAGAAAAUUGUAAAAUAUGAUUCACAAAACUGUUAUAUACAUUUACUGGCCUCAUUAUUAGGAAUACCGGAACACCUGAUCAUUCAUGCUAUUAUCAAAUUACCAAUUGUGUGACAGCAGAACAAUUCAUCAAAUCGCAGAAAAUUGGCAGUUGAAGAUCGGAGGGAAAAAACAUAAUUUCCCAAAAUUUUUACAUGAACAGUACAGUUUGAGUGGCUUGUGCCCAUGUAGCCUCAGAUUAUUUUUCUUGGUUUAUAGGAGUGGAACAUUGUGGUCUUCUGCUGCUGUAGCACAUCCACCUCAAUCUGUGACAUAGUCUGUGUUCUGAGAUACUUUUUUGCUCACCAUGGUUGUAAAGAGUAUUUACUUGAGUUACUGUAGGUCUCUGAAUUUACUUGGCCUGAGUCGAAAACAGCAAAAAAAAAAAAAAACACCCCCACCCCCGAAGUUAUGACUAACAGUUGCAUUAUUAUUACCUCACCAUCUCUCACUGUCCAAUUCCUGGAUACUAACAAUAGUGGCACGUGCUGAACGGAAUAGUAACUGUUCAGUUUUCAGCUUGACACACGAGUUUUAAAUCUGCGUAUAGCUGAAUGAUGAACGUAUAAAACAGGAAGUAAUGGACAGACAGGUUUUUUUUUUGUACUGGUAAGUCUAGUACUUUAAAUGUUUUCAGUCUUCAAAAGACCACUGGCUUUUGACAGUACAUCAGCAGCUGAAGCCCCGAAGCCACAUCUUUGCAAAGCCGCUGAUAAUAUUUAAAUUUUUUGUGAAAACAGGCAGACAGAUGCCCUGCACAGGCAUGGAUAUCAUCCUAAAUAAAAGAUUGAAGAAUUUUAAUGAAUGUUAUUUUGCACAUUCCUUAUUUACUAUAUUGAACAUAAUCUCCGCAUUUAUUCUUUUUUUUCUUAGUGUUCAAUUGUUUUAACAAGCACAAAGUUUUUAGCUAAACAGAACAGUACGAGUUAAUCACAGACUGUUCCACUGAACUAGCUUCAGAUCAAAAGGGCCUUUGUAGAGUGUGUUGGCUAAUGUGGCUUUAAGGCCUGUGUCUUCAUAUGUAAUGCACAAGUGGAUUAUUCCUUAUGUUUGUUGUUUUUUUUUUGUGUGUGUGUGUUUUUUUUACAACUCAGUACACAUUACCUGUGAUUCAGAUACUGGUGUGCAAGCAACAUGUCUGGGUAAAAAAGUCUGGGUCUGCUACAAAGAAUAAAAUAUAUUGUAUCAGGAAUUCUAUCAGGCAAUAUUUCUCGAAGAUUUUAGGGAAAAGCAAUGGACUGGUAUCCCAUCCUCUAUGUAUUCUUUGGAUAAUUGUGUGGACAAAACUAACUUAUUGCAGUUCAUUCAUUUCAUCGUCUGUAACUACUUUCCUGGUCAGAGUUACAGUGACUUCAGACCACUAGACUGCAGUUGACUUGCAGUACAGUAUGUUCAAUUCCAUUUAGGCUUCACCAGACUUUGCAUUUCCCAUUUAACAACUACAUUGUGCACUUCUGCUUUAACAGUGUGUGUGUGUGUGUUGACUUAUAAAUAGUACAUUUGCAUACAUUUAUAGCUGAAUACCCUGUUCGUUUUUUUUUUUAACAAGUAAUGAUUACACUUCUUCCUAGUGGACUCAGGCUUAUGGACUCCAACUGCACACCAGUUACUGUAAGAUGCAGAUAAAUUCUAACUUGUAACUUAUGUCCGUAAAAGUAUUUCUGAAAUGUCUUUCUGCCUUCUAGCUUUGCAUUCGCAUUACAUAUCCUUCAUGACAUUCCAUUAUCACAGAACAGCAGAGGGAAAGCAGUAUAAGGUCUAAUAAGACCAAGAAGGGACACUAACUAACAUUAAUUAAGUUAAGGCAGGGACUCGUCUUAAGUUUCCACUAGUAACUAGAAGGUUCAAUGCACUUAAAUAUCAAGCAUCCAGUGUGAUUUGGUUUCAAAUUAAAUAAAUCAAAACAUACAAAUAAAAUCCAUCUCAGUAAGGCAGAGUGAGAUGUAUUUGACAACAUUCUGAUGCAUACUUUCAUAAACACCAUAAAUGUAAAACACACCAAUGCCAAUGCUACUUUAUUUAGGGUUUUUUGUUGUUGUUGUUGUUGUUGUUGUUGCCAUUGUUGUUCAUAUGUUUUCUUUAAUAUGUCUAAGUGUGUCAAAAAACAGAAAAGCAAUUAGACCUGCUCAGUAGUAAGAAGGACUGCCAAAACAAGAUGUAGACAGGCACAGAACUUUCACUUGGAUAUCACCAGCUUAUAACAUCAGUGGAAUUUGGAAUGAAUGAAUGUUUUUUUUUUAAGUGAUCAAAAAUAUAUUGCAAUAAUGCUUAGAAUUCCUGAAUUAAACUUCUUGUUGUAA